This is a messenger RNA of Mesocestoides corti, 675 nucleotides long. Lineage: Eukaryota; Metazoa; Platyhelminthes; Cestoda; Cyclophyllidea; Mesocestoididae. The record is from the annotation of a GenBank genome assembly.
CUCCUCAAAGGCGCACAGGAGGUGCGCUUGCGCAAGCGUCUGAAGCCGGAGUGUGGCGGUGAGCUGCAGGAGUUCUGCAUCGAGGAUUUCGACGACUUCGAGGGCAUUCAAGACGAGGAGACCUUCUUCACCAGCAGCGAACGACAAGUCAUCGUCCGGUACUACUUGAUGAGUCUGCGUGCCAUGGAAAACGACGCCUGGGAUGACCACAUCAAAUUCUCCCACGGCCAGGCCAUCAUGCCAGUUCUUCUCGCAGCGGGCAAAGUCGCCACCAUAUUCCCCCUCCACGACCGCAACGCCCUCUCGACGCUGCACAGCCUCUGGGUGCGUGGAUUCACCCACCGCCAGCCCCUCGACCUCGUGGCCGAGUACUUCGGGGUGAAAAUCGCGCUGUACUUCGCGUGGCUCGGCCACUACACCACCGCCCUUCUCUUCCCCGCGGUGUUCGGCCUCCUCUGCUGGGCCCUUCUGCCUGCCGGGCUGUUUCGCACUUCACUCACGUCCUUUUCUGACGAAAUGCGACGUCGCCAAGCGAUCGCUCAAGACAGGGCUGUGUGGCGUUGCGUGGAGCAGUCCUUGGGCACAUUAGUGGCUGGAUCUCGUGUUGUGGAGGGUGGCAUGUCAGUUCUUGCGGUUGUUGUCAGUGUCGACGGCGACUUGAGACGUAGUGCUUGA